Coniosporium apollinis CBS 100218 is the source of this 885-nucleotide messenger RNA. RefSeq lists its product as uncharacterized. Gene Ontology annotation, molecular function: carboxylic ester hydrolase activity; palmitoyl-(protein) hydrolase activity. NCBI's taxonomy places the organism in Eukaryota, Fungi, Ascomycota, Dothideomycetes. Bases 1 to 885 code for a protein of 294 amino acids. Gene Ontology annotation, biological process: protein depalmitoylation. The record is from RefSeq and is a predicted model, not a curated record. Gene Ontology annotation, cellular component: cytoplasm. The transcript has a single exon.
AUGGCCGACGAGGACGUUUCCUUCCCGGCAACGCACAUCCAUGAGCCAACAGCGGAUCACACUCACACUGCCAUCAUGCUGCACGGACGGGGUAGCAAUGGACCCGAAUUUGCCCAGGAGUUUUUUUCAAUGAAGCUCUCAGGGUCUCACCAAAGUCUCGCAUCACGUUUCCCAGGCUGGCGUUGGUUGUUCCCGUCUGCAGGCAAAAUCUGGAACACGACCUUUGAAGAAGAAGAACCCGCGUGGUUCGACAUAGCCUCAUUGACGGACAUUACGAGAAGACAAGACCUGCAGAUGGACGGGAUUGCCAAAUCAGUACACCACAUACUGGAAAUCCUAGAGGAGGAGGUCGAACGUCUCGAGUGUGACGAGACGAAGGUGGUCCUCGGCGGCAUCAGCAUGGGGUCGGUUAUAGGGCUCUGGACACUCCUGUGCCAGAACCGACCGUCAGUGAGGUUGGGAGCGUUCGUCGGCGCAAGUGGCUGGCUCCCACUCGCUGCGGAGAUUGAAGAGUGGUUUCCGAAAGAGGAGUCCGACCCGACAGAGUCAACGUCAACAUCCGGUUCAGAAGAGUCGGAGGCCCUGGCCUUCGUCAAAAGCAUGAUCGGCGGCAGGAAUAAUCAAAACCAUGAACAUCAUAGUCUCAGUACGCUGCUACGCACUCCUGUGUUCUUGGGACAUGGUACCGACGAUGCCUAUGUCGACGUAUCGUUGGGCCGUCAGGCCAGGGAUGUUCUUACGAAGCUCGGCUUCACGGUACAGUGGAGGGAGUACGUUGGCGCCGAGCUAGAAGGACACUGGCUGAAAGCGCCAGAAGAGAUGGACGAUAUCGCGGCGGUCCUCGAAGCUGUCGAGAAGAACGGAGGAAGUGGACGCAAUGAUUGA